Messenger RNA from Notolabrus celidotus (New Zealand spotty), 9051 nucleotides. RefSeq names its product myosin phosphatase Rho interacting protein (gene mpripb). Gene Ontology annotation, cellular component: actin cytoskeleton. NCBI's taxonomy places the organism in Eukaryota, Metazoa, Chordata, Actinopteri, Labriformes, Labridae. The record is from RefSeq and is a predicted model, not a curated record. The transcript is spliced from 25 exons. Bases 798 to 6569 code for a protein of 1923 amino acids. Gene Ontology annotation, biological process: actin filament organization. Gene Ontology annotation, molecular function: actin filament binding.
UGUGUUCCUGAGUGUGUGCGUGCGUGUGUGUGUGUGUGUGUGUGUGUGUUGUGUCCGCUCCCCCUCGCUCCGUUUGGGAAGAAGAAAAUAAAGGUCUCGCUGCUACCCAGGCUAGUUAUGGACCCGAACCCGGAGUCCUCCUCCUGCCGCCUCUGACCGGCGCAGAGCUGCCCCCCCUGCACGCAGCGGGUCUACCACGGACCUCAGCACGGGACCGGCUCGGAUUAUCUGUUUAUUUAAAGUUAAAGACCAGAUCCAGGAGGAGCUAACAGGGCUAACGCGGCUAGCAGACAGAGCAGUGGAUGAAGUUUGCAUGGACUGACUCCUGGGACAGAGUCCUGCUGCCGGCCUGGGACCUUCACCUUCACAUGGGGGUCUGUUGUGGACUCGGUCCCCCCGGAGCUGAAAGACAGUGACUGUGCAUGCUUUGUUUUAGAGGCUCUUACAUAGUUGAUGUGGAAGCUAACAGGAUAUUAGCUCCUCUCUGAGUGCUUUGUGGAGCAGGCCAUGGACUGAUCCGCGUUCAGGUCUGACUGAGCCGCAUUCAGGUCUGAGGACUGAGGGAUGGGAGACCGGGUUUAAUGGAACCAGCAAGGGGAUCCAACCAAACACACAGAAGCAGCAUUUCAUCUGAACCUUGAUUCUCCCUCUGGGUCACUUUUUUUUUUUACUGAAGAUGUGUCGGAGUCCUGCAGCUUUUAACAAGUCCGGAUAGAGAGACUGAGAAGAAACCAGGAGGAUCAGAUCUCCCCUGUCUUUAAAGUCCUGAAGAGAAGCUGGUAUUAAAGAGGGGAACUAUGUCUACUGCUAAAGAAAACCCCUGCAGGAAAUUCCAGGCCAACUUCUUCAACAAGAGCAAAUGUCAGAACUGCUUCAAGCCCCGAGAGCUGCAUCUGCUCACGGACCAGGACCUGACCCAGGCUAAACCUAUUUAUGGCGGAUGGCUGUGUUUGGCCCCCGAGGGAACUGACUUUGACAACCCGAUGCAGAGAUCCCGGAAAUGGCAGAGGAGAUUCUUCGUGUUGUACGAACACGGCUGUCUGCGCUUCGCUCUGGAUGAGUCGCCGAGCACGCUUCCUCAGGGCACGGUGAACAUGAACCUCUGCACAGACGUCAUCGACGCUGAGCCAAAGACGGGCCAGAAGAACUCUCUGUGCAUCAUCACACCUGAGCAGGAGUACUACAUCAGGGGGGAGAACAAAGAGAUCAUCAACGGGUGGAGUGAUCAGCUGGUGGUGUACCCUCGCACUAACAAACAGAACCAGAAGAAGAAGCGUAAAGUGGAGCCCACCACCUCGCAGGAGCCGGGUCCAGCCAAGGUCCCUGUGACGGGCUCAGGUAUCCCAGAGGCGGAGAAGGUCCCAGACUCCAGCUCCAUCAUCUGGCAGGAGGAGCUGAACCAGAGGGAGGCUGAGGGGGCCGCUGUGUGGGCCGCUGCAGACUUGCCUCCAGGAUCACCGCUGCCCCCUGCAGGUGACGGUGGCUCUGUGGCUCCGGGCUCUGAUGCUGGCUCAGUAAACGGUGAUGAGGUGGACCGGGGCAGCCUGGCGCUGCAUGGCUCCGCCCCUCAGCCUCCCAGCGACCUGCUGUCCCCGACAGGCUCCUGCUCCAGCCUAGGGGGUCUUCCUCGCUGCCUCUCUCCAGCUCCCAGCGACCCCUUCCCUUCAGGGAGCUCCAUGCUCUCCAACGGCUCACACAUCAGCGGCUCCGUCAGCUCUCUGGACUCCGACGCCAGCGGCAGCACGGUGACCAGCACCGACAGCCACCCCACCCACCAGAGGGCGGGGCACUCCUACAGCCACCACGACACGCCCAGGUCCAGGAGGCUGGAGGCCGAGGCCAGGAAGGCGGAGAAGAGGAGCAGAUACAGGAGCCCCGACAGGCAGGAGAGGGAGGCUGUCAUCAGCCCCGAGAGGAGUCGCUCCGGCGUGAUUGAGAAGUUGGAGGCGUUGGAGCUGGAGAAUCAGGAGAAGAUGGAGGUGGAAGAGUCGGGGAGCAGUGGAGUGAGACAGGGACGGAGCGAGCAACGACGCUUCCAGAGAGAGGAUCAGAGGCGUGACGUGGAUCAGGGUCUGGAUUUCCCCUCCACUCUGCCCCCUCUAAGGAGAGCCAAGUCCCUGGACAGGAGGACCACGGACUCUGUCAUGACGCCGGAUUUACUGAACUUCAAGAAAGGCUGGAUGGUGAAGCUGGACGAGCAAGGACAGUGGAAGAAGUUCUGGUUUGUUCUGACCGAUCACAGCCUGAGAUACUACAAGGACUCCAUCGCAGAGGAGGCCUCAGAUUUGGAUGGAGAGAUCGAUCUGUCCAGCUGUUACAGCGUCACAGAGUAUCAGGCUCAGCGUAACUACGGCUUCCAGAUUCAUACUCAGGAGGGAGUUCACACCCUGUCGGCCAUGACAGCAGGGAUCCGCAGGAACUGGAUCCAGGCAGUGAUGAAGAACGUCAGACCCUCCACUGCCCCCGAUGUGGCCAGCUCCACAGAGGACCACGGCUCCUUCUCCCCUCUGGAGGGUCUGGUUCGGCCAGACAUCACCCAGGACUCUCCCUCCUCCGAGGCCUCGUCUGUGGACAGAGAACCCGCUCUGGGGGUCCCAAAGAGCCGGGCGAGAGAACGCAGGAGAGAGGGCCGCUCAAAGACGUUCGACUGGGCGGAGUUCAGGCCCAUCGCUCAGGCUCUGGCUCAGCAGAGAGCUCAGGAGGCGGAGAGCCUGCAGGCGGAGCUGGGAGAGCUGGAGAGGAGCCGCAGGAGGGAGGAGAGGAGGAAGAGGUACGAGACUGUGACCGGCUCCACGGCAGAGAACUCAUCUGUCAGAGAUGGAGGGAGGACGGAGGUGGAUUCUUUAGAGAGGCAGCAGAGGGUGGAGGAGGUGAUCGAACAACACUGGCAGCAGGUGGAGAAGACGCCGAUACGGGAUGAGAGGAGGGUCGCUCUACCCGGCUCUGGACAGAGCAGGGAGUCUGGAGACCUGGAGCAGCUGCUGGAGAACUACAAACAAGGGAUGGAGGAGCUGAAGGCUCAGCUGGAGAGCUGUCACCAGCAGCUGCUCGACUCCAACAAACACAAGCAGGACCUGGAGCUGCAGCUGAGGAUGGCUCUGGAGAGAGAGCAGGACAUGCGGACGGGGUACAUCUCUCCGCUGGAGCCCCCUUUGGGUCUGGAGGCCGACGUGACGCCUCAGACGAAGAGGCCUGAACUGGUUAGUCCUCAAGCACAGAGUUUAACAAAGAAGUACCAGGAGACCAAAGAGCUCCUGAAGCUGCAAGAGCUGAAAAAACGCAAUAUGCAGGCACAGCUUGGCCUCUCGCUUUCUCACCUCCCCAUCAAGGAGCCUUACUUUUCUGAAACACCCAUUCUGGAGGGUCCCCCCCCUCAGCCAGUCCAAAAGACUGUCAGCUUCUCGCUCUCAGACAGCUCAGAGGCAAUCCAAGAACUAGAGGACCUGAUAUCUGAGGACCCUGUGACUCUGAAGGAGCUGAUGAAGCUGCUGAGGUCUCAUAGCUGCAACAGAGACUCGGCAGAGAAACACCAGCUGCAGAAGCUCCUGGAGACAUGGAAGUACCAGCAGGAGAUGGAAAACGAAACCUUAAAGAAGAGUUUAGCCAGGGCCGGAGAGAGUGUCCGGGAUUACGAAGCCCGUCUUCUAACCAUGGAGGACUUGGUGGAAAAGGUUCAGAAGCAAAACCUGAAAAGCCCGUACGGCCCGCUAUCCGGGAUCGAAAACCAUCCGGACACCAACGACAUGACGGUGGGCAUGCUGUCUCAGAGGCUGGAACUGUUAACCAGUGAGAACGGGGCUCUGAAGCAGCGAUGCCAGGAGAUCGUGAACCAGCUGACAGAGGCCGACAGAGAGAUCGACAGACUGAAGGCAGAGCUGAUCAGCCAGCAGGGAGGCAAACAGCAUCAUCUGGUCCUGGAGGAGCUGAAGAGACUGAAGGCUGAGCUGGAAGAAAACCAGGCCACCGCCAUCGACAGGGAGUACUACGAGAGGGAGCUGAACGAGAAGUCUCUGAGGCUCCACGAAGCUCUGGUCACACUGGAGGAGCUCGGAAACACCCUGAAAGACACGGAGAAGAAGCUGCAGCUGAGAGAGGCCACGCUGAAAGGUCUGGGCUUCCACGCUGAUUAUGAAGACGAAGAAGUCCAACCAGAGAACCAGCAACUCAAAGGACUGCUAGACGCCUCACGGGCAAAGUUAUCUGAGACGAAGGCAAACCUUCAGUCUAAAGAGCAGCAGUGUUUGGAUCUUGAAGCCAGGAACAGAGAACUGAUCACGUUAAACCAGGAGCAUGAGAGAGUGAACGCAGAGAAGCUAAGAGAGGCAGAAAAGGAAAUAAGAAUGCUGCGAGAGAAGUUAGAGAUGAAGUCAGGCGAGGUCAAAGAGACGGGUGGUGAGGCGAGAGAGACGCAGGUCGACGAUAAAGAGCCGAUAAAGCAAGUAGUAGAAGAGAUGGAGAUGAGGUGUGAGGCGAUUAGUCAGGUUUUAGACAUGUUAGCAAAGGUAGACGUUAAUGUAGAGAGAAUGAUCAGUGAUUUAAGAAGCACUUUAUUCAGAUCUGAUUCAGAGACGCUCUCUCUGGACCCUAAAGUCAUGAGGAUGGUGAUGGAGGGAGAGUUCUGGAGUCAGCUGAUGGGAACAUCCAAAACUAACCAGGAGGAAGACGGACACAGCUCAGAGAGAAGAGCUGCAGAGCAGAAGAUGGCACAGAAUCGGUUCAUGCUUUUCUUCAGGAAGACCGGUCCUCAAGAAGAGAGAGAGGUGGUAACGGAGGAAGGUUUUGCCUCCAUGUAUGGAUGGAUGGACAACGACACCGGCACUCUGAUUCUUAAAGAGCUAACAGAGACACUGGAGGCGAAGUUAUGUGAUCUGAAACAGAUCGUGUCAAAUAUCAAGAUGGAGAACGAUGAAAGUCUUCUGUCUUUGGCUCGAGCAAGCUUUAAAUUCCCCCAGAAACAACCUUCAGAUUAUCUGCAUGACGCCCUGAAAGAAGCCUGCACGUCUUAUGUGAACACCAGACUGAAGGUCCAACAUGAUACGGAGCUGAAGCAGACUGAAGUCCAGACUGGAGGCUUAGACUGUCCAAACUGUCCCAAACUGAGAGAAGCUGCAAGAAACCUUGAGUCCACUCUGGCAGAUCUCCAGAGUCAGGUCUCUGAGAUGUCUUUGAAAACAACUGCCACUCCACAGACGCCGACCCAGACUGGAGGAGGACCCGCUGAAUGCACUGAAGUUCAGGACUUGGUAGCGAAGCACAGGAAAGAGAUACGAGAAGUGAAAGACGGCUACGAGCUGGAAGCUGAGAAGCUGAUGGGAGAGAUCUCGACAGCCAACGAGGCGCUGCGACUCCGCUCUGAAGAAAAGAUGAGAGAGAUGGAGUCUCUGACGAGCUGCAUGGAGACCCUGAAGGAGAAACACCAGCUGGAGAGGACGGAACUCACAGAGAGGUUCGACCGGGAAAUGGAAGAGCUGAGGAGCAUGAUGACUCCGGCAAACCAGACCAACAACCCACCCGAGGACCAGCUCUGUCACACCGCCAGUCUUAAGGGGCGCAUCCAGGAGCUGCUGACCCAGGUGUCAGAGAUGACCCAGGAGAUGAGACGACGCGAAGAGCAGGGAGACGUUACGACGCUGCGGCAGAAAUACGAGAAAGACCUGGACAACCUGAAGGCCACCUGUGAGCGCGGCUUCGCAGCCAUGGAGGAUUCCCAUCAGAAGGUGAUCGAGGAGCUGCAGAGGAAGCACCAGAGAGAGCUGGAGAACCUGCAGGAGGAGAAGGAGAGGCUGCUGGCAGAGGAGACCGCAGCAACGAUCGCCGCAAUUGAAGCGAUGAAGAACGCACACCGCAGCGAGCUGGAGAAGGAGCUGGACAGAGCUCGCAAAGCGAACAACAACACAGAAAACGCAGACAUUGAGGAGAUCCGCAGACAGCACGAGGAGGAGUUGUGUUCCUUCCAGCGGGAGAUCGAGGUCUUGUCGGAGCAGUACUCUCAGAAGUGUCUGGAGAACGCUCACCUGGCUCAGGCUCUGGAGGCUGAGCGUCAGGCCCUCAGGCAGUGUCAGAGAGAGAACCAGGAGCUCAACGCACACAACCAGGAGCUGAAUAAUCGACUGGCUGCAGAGAUCACUAAGAUGCGUUCAAUGACGUCUGAGGACGGAGGAGACACGACGAUACAGGGCAAAGAGCUGUACGAGUUAGAGGUGAUGCUGCGAGUGAAGGAGUCAGAGGUCCAGUACCUGAAGCAGGAGAUCAACUCCCUGAAAGACGAGCUCCAAGCCGCCCAAAGAGACAAGAAGUAUGCCACAGACAAGUACAAGGACAUCUACACAGAGCUGAGCAUAGUGAAGGCCAAAGCAGAGCGGGACCUGGGCCGGCUCAGAGACCAGCUGCAGCUCGCUCACGAGGCGCUUGGCGAGCCCACGCUGGAGGAGGUGGAGCGAGGAGGAUACGACAUCAUGAAGUCCAAAAGUAACCCUGACAUCCUAAAGAUGGCGGCUGCUGCAGCCAAACGCUCUGAGCGCACCAUGAGGUCAAAGUCUGUGAGUCCAGACAUGCCCUGGGACAGUUAGGGCUGCUGACCACCCGUAGGCCCCUCCCCCUCCUCCUUUAGAGUCUGAAGGAGGGGCUGACGGCCGAGCAGAGACUCCACCUGUUCGACAACAAAGACACCAAGGAGUUCUGACAGCGACGCUUCAUGUCUGCCUGCAUGUUACAAGCCCACCCUAUAUUUUAGCUCUGAUUACUAAUUUAGAAACACUACACACUGGUCACAAACACAGAUCAUAUAUUAUUAUUAAACAUGGUAUGAAGUUUGAAUUUCAUGUCUAGAUUUUGCAUUCCAUGCACUUCGGUUAACUGUGACAUUUGUAUGUUUUGCUGCCAUGUCUUACUGUAAAUACUGUUUUUAAUGUCUGCAAACACUAAACUCUGACUGUGGAAGCUACUGUUUUAACUCCGACUGUCGCUGCCAAAGCACCAACCUGAGGAUUCAGCUCUGCUACAUGCUGACAGCUCCAAGAGCGCUCAGGUGUGCACGAUGACGCUCUGACGCUGCUUCAUAACUCCACCUGACCAGCUCGUCUUCAUCCCAAUAAACCAACAAGCUCGUCUUCAUCCCAAUAUACCAACAAGCUCGUCUUUAUCCCAAUAAACCAACAAGCUCGUCUUCAUCCCAAUAAACCAACAAGCUCGUCUUCAUCCCAAUAAACCAACAAGCUUGUCUUCAUCCCAAUAAACCAACAAGCUCGUCUUCAUCCCAAUAAACCAACAAGCUCGUCUUCAUCCCAAUAAACCAACCAGCUCGUCUUCAUCCCAAUAAACCAACAAGCUCGUCUUCAUCCCAAUAAACCAACAAGCUCGUCUUCAUCCCAAUAAACCAACAAGCUUGUCUUCAUCUGAAAAAAUCCAACAAGCUCAUCCUCAUCCCAAUAAACCAACAAGCUCGUCUUCAUCCCAAUAAACCAACAAGCUCGUCUUCAUCCCAAUAAACCAACAAGCUCGUCUUCAUCCCAAUAAACCAACAAGCUCGUCUUCAUCCCAAUAAACCAACAAGCUUGUCUUCAUCUGAAAAAAUCCAACAAGCUCAUCCUCAUCCCAAUAAACCAACCAGCUCGUCUUCAUCCCAAUAAACCAACAAGCUCGUCUUCAUCCCAAUAAACCAACAAGCUCGUCUUCAUCCCAAUAAACCAACAAGCUCGUCUUCAUCCCAAUUAACCAACAAGCUUGUCUUCAUCUGAAAAAAUCCAACAAGCUCGUCUUCAUCCCAAUAAACCAACCAGCUCGUCUUAUCCCAAUAAACCAACCAGCUCGUCUUAUCCCAAUUAACUAACCAGCUCGUCUUCAUCCGAAAUACACGUCCAAGCUCAUCUUCAUCCGAAUAAUCCAACAAGCUCGCCUUUAUCCGAAAUAUAGUUCGAGCUCGUCGUCAUCCGAAUAAUCCAACGAGUUCGUCUUCAUCCCAAUAAACCAACCAGCUCAUCUUUAUCCGAAUAAUCCAAAAAGCUCAUCUUCUUCCGAAUAAUCCAACGAGCUCGUCUUCAUCUGAAUAAUCCAACGAGCUCAUCUUCAUCUGAAUAAUCCAAUGAGCUCGUCUUCAUCUGAAUAAUCCAACAAGCUUGUCUUCAUCUGAAUAAUCCAACGAGUUCGUCUUCAUCUGAAUAAUCCAACGAGCUCGUCUUCAUCUGAAUAAUCCAACGAGCUCGUCUUCAUCUGAAUAAUCCAAUGAGCUCGUCUUCAUCUGAAUAAUCCAACGAGUUCGUCUUCAUCUGAAUAAUCCAACAAGCUCGUCUUCAUCUGAAUAAUCCAACGAGUUCGUCUUCAUCUGAAUAAUCCAACAAGCUUGUCUUCAUCUGAAUAAUCCAACGAGUUCGUCUUCAUCUGAAUAAUCCAACAAGCUUGUCUUCAUCCAAAACAAACUAUCGAGCUUGUCUUCAUCCGAAUAAUCCAACGAGCUCGUCUUUAUCCGAAUAAACCAAUGAGCUGAUCCUCAGCGGAAUAAACCAAUGAGCUGAUCCUCAGCGGAAUAAACCAAUGAGCUGAUCCUCAGCGGAAUAAACCAAUGAGCUGAUCCUCAGCGGAAUAAACCAAUGAGCUGGUCUUAUUCAAAUAAACCAACAAGCUUGUCUUCAUUUGAAUAAACCAUCGAGAUCGCCUACAUCAGAUUUAGAAAAACGGACAAAUCUUCAUCACUAAGACACUAACUAAGAGCAGGUCUUCAUCAGAGACAGCCUCCAUGAUGCUUCGGACACUAACAUGAUGAAGGUCAGGUCUGAGACGAGCUUGGACGUUUCACUGAUUCUAAUUUAAUUUUCUCUGAGCGUGUGUGUGGCGUGUUGUGUUCUGGCUGCGGUCCUGGGUCCUGGGUCCGCUGUAGAGGAGCUGUUGUUGGAGUCGGUCUUGUUUGUAGUUCAGUGGCAGUCCUUUGUAUUUAUUUGAAUGGUUGGGAUUUUUUCUUUCACAUUCCCAUUCCUCUGUACUCUAUUAUUGUAAAUAUAAAGCAAAUAUACACCAACUGACUACAAGUUUAUUAGCAAUAAAUAUUUUUGCACCCUU